Messenger RNA from Synchiropus splendidus (mandarinfish), 5068 nucleotides. RefSeq names its product EF-hand calcium binding domain 7 (gene efcab7). Lineage: Eukaryota; Metazoa; Chordata; Actinopteri; Syngnathiformes; Callionymidae. The record is from RefSeq and is a predicted model, not a curated record. The coding region runs from base 203 to 2044 and encodes 613 amino acids. The transcript is spliced from 13 exons. Gene Ontology annotation, molecular function: calcium ion binding.
UGUUGACCUAGCAACAAGCUGUGGCGACGCUUUUGGUCGUCGCGAAUCAAAUAUGAACCUUUCUUCCCUUACUUAAGCAUGUUUUUGGCUAAAAAAAUAUUCACUUACUUGCAUACAAAUACUGCAAAGUCGCAUAUGUACGCUCCAUUGACUUCGUUCCGUUAAUAGAGAGCAUAUACGGCCAAGCUAACGUUUGGUAAAAAUGUCUGGACAGUGGACUCCGACGGCUGCGGAUAAAGAAGAUGAGGCGUUUUACAUGCAGUGUCGCGCUUCAUACCUGGCUGUGUUCAAGUCUAGUCUGGCCAAUAUAGCCUCGAAACAGCAGCUCUGUCGCGUUCUCCAACAGGCUGGCCGAAAUCCCUCCCAUGCAACUCUCAACAAAUACUGGACUCCUCGAACAACAAAACUGAACUUCGACGACUUCUGUGACAUUGUGAAGUGUGAAAGGAAAAUGGACGAAAAUGAACUGAUGGGGAUUUUUACAAAGAUGGAUGUGAAAGGCGAUGGCUACAUCAAGCACAGUGAGCUGGAGAGAGUCCUCACUUCAGGUGGAGAGGCAAUGACCAGUGAAGAGCUGGAGGCCAUUUUCGCUCUUGCUGACAUCAACAGAGAUGGAAAACUGUUUUACCCGGAGUUCUGCAGAUUGCUGGUGUCUACAGUGGAGCAGUGUCAGAUGGCUGCUCUGGAGAGACUGGAGGCCGACACCAAGCUGAAGAGACAGAACUUUGGCAGCCAGUCAUACAGUCCUCUCAAACCCUCCGUGUCGUCAGGCGCAGGAGCUCCCGAACCUUUCCAAGACAAUUCAGAACCAACACUUAAGAAAGAUCACAAGUCAUCUUCACGUCCUUCUUCAGCUCGAAGCCGCCGAUCUUCUCUGUCGAACCCCAUCACCAUGACAUGCAGUAGCACCAAAUCCACCAAAGUACCAGAGCCUCCAGGGCUACAGAACUGGCAUCACAGCUUCAUAAAGGGAAGUUUCUUCCUGGAGGAGGACGGAAGCAUCACUUCACUGCAGUACUAUCUCCACCUGCCUAAGACCACCAGCGUCUACCUCACCAUCCAGCCGCUGGACCUCAGCCACAGACCCGACAAGCCUUCCUCCUGGAUGACUGUUGACACAGCACUCUUUGUGAUGUCUGCAGGCGAGACCAAAGAGGAUUCUGCGUUGAUAUGUUUCACAGAGUCAAAAGACAAGGAGAAAUAUGUGUGGAAAGGUGAGCUGAAUGCUGGGAACUACCACCUGCUCCCUUUCUCCACUGGCUGCAAGUUAAAGCGAAAGAGUAGGAAGAGCCUCUCUUCAAAGCCGGUCGAGCUCGUCUAUAGGACAGACACCGGAGAACUGGACCUCACCAGAGAGCUCAGAGAAGUGCUGUCUGACAUCUUUGAAGUGAUCGACCUGGAUGGAAAUGGACUGAUCAGUCUGGAGGAGUACAACUUCUUUGAGAUGAGGACCAGCGGAGAGAAGUGCGACAAAGACGCCUGGGCAAUCUGCAAAGAGAACUUCGACAUGAGGAAGAAUCAGCUGACCCGACAAGGAUUCAUGGAGUUAAAUCUAAUGGAGGCGACAGAGAAAGAUGGUGACCCGGAAGACUUGUGGCUUACACUGGAAGCAAUGGGCUAUAACCGAGGGCUGGAUCUGGUGGAGGCCUGCCCUUUCCAAAUAGACAUACACUGUGAAGACUGCCAGCCAUCACUGAAGCCCAUCAGUUUGGGUUUUGGACCCAAACUUCUGAAUCAAGCGCUCCAGAAGUCCAUCACAACCAGGACAGGAGCUAAGAUGCUGAGGGGCGGUGACAACGUCUUUGUGUAUACGUGCAAAGGCGAUCACAGGAUCUCCUCCCUCAUCGCAAACAAGUCCAACCAGAAAGUGACCAUCCAUGUGAGCAACGAGCACAGUGUCAACUGCUGCAGCAGCAGAGGGAUGACUGUGUUUGCUGUGGAGGUGCCAGCCCGAACCAAGAUGGUGUGUCAACAUGUGUUGCCCAUUAACGAAACGCAAGACUGGACUUAUAACUGCGUCGAAACCAUGAUGCCCAUCACUUGAUAUCGGACUUCCACAAACCAAUGACUUUUUGUUGCAGCAAAAAAAAAGUUUCAUGAAAGAAUAUUCAGUGGUUUAAGUUAAAAAAAAACCGAAAUCUGUGGAAUUUAUUUUUACGUUUUAAAUGGAGGUCCAUAUUAAACAUCUGGAGGGGUUCGUGUUCCCAGGUGAGGAAAGAAUGGUGCGUGAGAGCGAACGACGGAUGAGUGUGAGUGUCUUCAGACAUGAUGACGCUUUCUAGUAGAACUUUGCUUAAAAUCUGAAACACGCAUUAGUUGACUGAUAUUGUGCUUAUGAUGCCAUACUUGUUAUGGCUCUCUGUUUUCAAUAGGAGAGAAAAUACACAUUUUUUUUAAUUCAUUAAUAAGAUGACUGUCUUGACAGCUAUGCGAGCAAUGGCUAGUGUGUUGUUUUAUGUUAUCAAUUUACUUACACAGGAAGAAACAAAAGAGAAAGCCUCAGUAUUUUCUUCUUUUGUCUAAAGGUCUACAUCCAUGCCACUUACAGGUAAUUGCAAUUGUAUUUUAGAGAUAUUCCUUACAUGUUUUUAAACUUUAAAGGAGGCCUAUUGUACUUUUCCAUGUACUUCGACUUCCCUUACGUUUUAGCAAGAUUGAACUGUACAGUGUGUGACCAAACAAUGCUUGUGCACAAACAUAUGGACAUAAAGAUAGUUGGCAUUCUCUAUUUUUCACACUGUAGAUGUGCUGUCCAGAUUCCCCUCCACUCCACCACCCUGAACUUCUGACCGCUGCGACAGCCCCACCCACCUCGAGGCAAUCCAGGACCUCAGGAUGACUCUCCUCCUAGUUAGUGGCAUGUGCGUUUCAGGCUGACACACAUUCCCACAUCCAGCAGUGUCCUCAUAUCCCCCAGUUACAGCAGCAAGCUGCUUUUGGCUUGAUGGGUAAAAACACUGUAAAGUCAAGACGUCCAGACAUGCUAAUCCAUACACUGACUCAUACAAACCUUUCAUUCAAGUCUUGAUGUUGGGUCCCGUUGAUAUGUUUUGUAAAUAAACUUUAUCUUAAGUUAUUUCUCAGCAUUAACUCGUAUGACACGUUCACUGUCACAUUUCACCUCAUCCAAUGAGGCCCUUGUUGACAAAGGUCUGAACACCCUUGCUCCACAUUAGGAGUGUUCCCUAGUGACUCAUGGUCAUGAUCUAACGGCUGCUUGAAUGUGAUUGAAAGCUUCGCUGCUUUCGUAUGCAGUGUUCAUGUGUGCCAGAAGGCAAGUCUGGGUCUGCUUUAGUGCUUGUCUGAACCCACCGUUAGCUGUUGCUCCCUCUAAUCUGAGAUUGGCACUGGCGAGCAUUCCUCCCCACCGCACUCUGGGGUCUCAACUUUAUUUGCCCUUGACCUUUUGAAAAACGCUUCUAUUUAUAUCUCUGUAGCCAUUAUGUGCCCUUUGACUUUCUCUGUUGAAACUGUAGAGCCGUCUGCUAAAUGUCACGACGCCAAGGAGAUGCAGCGUCCAGACACAGAGGUGCAGGAGCACACCAAGUCUAGUUGAGUGAUCGCUGUCUCUCCUUAGUGUACAAGUCGAGUCGUGUGCUUUCUUUUGGCAAAAUACACAUUCAUCUGUUAGUUACAGCUUGGAGUUGAAUUGAAAAAAUAUUUUUAGAAAUAUAGAAAAAAAAAGAACUGUGUCAUGACAGACAGUUGGUUACUAAAUGCUUGGAAAGUGCUGUGAAAUUAGUGGGGGUAAAACAACAUUCAAGUAAGGAGACAGUUGUGAGGUGACUGUAGGACUGUAGGAAAGUAUUUAGAAAGAAAAUGCAAUGAAUCAAAACUAAUUUGCGACCUAACAAAAAGGUUACCGCGUAUAUAGAUAAGUGUGUAGAUGUUGCUAACACAUGCACUCCCUCUGCAAUCUGAACUGCCGUUCAACUUUGUUCUUCAUUGCGUCAAACUCGUGAUGACACAACAGGUAAACACCUGUGGUCUGAGGUGGUUGGUUUCACAACAUUUCCUUUAGUGAAAUUCACAUUUCACAAGUCGUUGUGGACUCUUCCAAGGACUGCAUUUUACCCCGUCACAUAAUCACGAUGCCUUUUUUUAAACAUAUGUUUAUAAGCAUUUUUAAAAAUAAGUACAAAAAACAUUUGGACAAAAAACCCAUCUGAAAAACAACACAGAAAACAUAAAACACACACUUUGCACUUUCACAAUUAACACACCUGUUAAUGUAGUCCACUGUAGUUACUGUCCUUGAUCUGAUUCCUGGAGUAGAUCUGACAAGUGACUUCUUUUAAGAUUGUUCAAAUAUAUUUUUUCAAAAUAUUUUUCUUUGUCUUUCAACAUAUGUUAUCCAUUCCAUUGGAAAUAACUUGAGUCAGUCCUUGUAUUAAUGUCGAUGCGAUGCAUUUGUUUGCUGUAAAAUACACAGAUUGAUAAAAAUCAUCUCACUCUUGUACUUCAUCUGGAUAAAUCCCCAAAAGACACAAAAAAGGGUCACGUCCAAUACGAAUAUUACAUUAAAAAUAUAUAACACACAUAACAUAACAUAUUCUGUCUUUCUUGAGUGACAUGUCCCCAUAAUUCAUGAAUCUUUGAACAUUCCCACACACAGUGGAAAAAAUGUUCCUUUUUCUUCCUGAUAUCUAUUACCAAGAUCAGGGGAUGUUAGGAUUGAAUUUAUUUAAUUUCUCAGGCUGAUCAACCACUUGUGUUGCCAGACACUUUCCUACAUGCAUCCUCCCACAUUUCUAUUGACAUUUCUUAAUUUAAAUCCCCAUUCCAUGCCCUCAAUUUAGUUCCUUAGGAUUCUGGAGACAAAACAUUUAAUAAUGUUUGGGUUUUCUCAUUCCUGCCUGACAUGAUUCCUUUGAACAUUUAUUGAGGGUUUUUUUUUCUAAACACAUAGUCCGUGACCCUUGACAUGUGGCCCCUGAUCGUCCAAAAGAACAGCAGGUCAAAAGCCUUUCUAUUGAUACUGUCUUCUUUUUCUGUGCUGCCUGUCUUGUAAAAAUCAGUAAUAUCAGUAAUAAAAGAAAAAAAUCUGUAAUGCCAGUGUGAAUCUGAA